Sporothrix brasiliensis 5110 is the source of this 2163-nucleotide messenger RNA. Its product is annotated as solute symporter family transporter. Gene Ontology annotation, biological process: urea transmembrane transport. The record is from RefSeq and is a predicted model, not a curated record. The transcript has 4 exons. Gene Ontology annotation, cellular component: plasma membrane. Lineage: Eukaryota; Fungi; Ascomycota; Sordariomycetes; Ophiostomatales; Ophiostomataceae. Gene Ontology annotation, molecular function: urea transmembrane transporter activity. The coding region runs from base 1 to 2163 and encodes 720 amino acids.
AUGUCGAGUGCCACGUUUGGCAAGGAACUGCAGGUGCUGAGUCCAGGUGUGGGCUACGGCAUCCUGGCGGGCAUCGGUGCCGUCUUCACAAUCGUCAUGAUCGCCACGACGCAGUUCCAGAACCGCUACUCCCAGUUCUCGACCAAGCAGUCGGAGGAGUUCAACACGGCGUCGCGCAGUGUCAAGCCGGGCCUGAUCGUCGCUGGUAUCGUCAGUUCGUGGACGUGGUCCGCCACGCUGCUGACCAGCUCAACGUUUGCGUACGCCUAUGGCAUCUCCGGCCCCAUGUGGUAUGCUGCACUGGGCACAUCGCAGGUGUUGUUGUUCUCGAUGCUGUCCCUCAUGGUCAAGCGCGACCUGCCCGGCGCCCACACCUUUCCUGAGAUCGUGCUCGCACGACACGGGCCCGUGGCGCAUGCCAUCUAUCUGGUCUUUGGCUGGGCCACUAAUAUGUUCGUCGGUGCCACCCUUGUGUUGGGUGGUGCUCAAGUCGUGGCUGGCCUGUCGGGUGUGAAUGUCUAUGCGGCCUGCUUUAUUAUCCCCCUCGCCGUUGCCGCGUAUGUCAUCCAGGGUGGCCUGCGGAGCACGUUCGUUGCCGACUAUAUCCACACGGUCAUCCUGUUUGUCGCCAUCUUCAUCUUCGCGUUUGCCUUGUAUACGACCGAUGAAUAUGUCGGCAGCCCCAGCCGUCUCCAUGACCUUCUCACGGCCGCCGCGGAGGCCACGCCUCUGCCCAACAACAGGGACGGCUCGUGGCUGACGUUCCAGUCCAAGGGUGGUUUGACCUUUGCGGCGCUCAUCUUUCUCGGCGGCUUCUCCACUGUCUGGCUCGACCAGGCGUACUGGCAGCGUGCGAUUGCCUCGAAGCCGGAGACGAGCGUCAAGGCGUACCUUUUUGGUGGUCUCGCUUGGUAUGGCAUCCCGUACGGCUUUGCGACGGCCAUGGGCCUCGGAUGCGUCGCCAUGACCAGUUCGCCGCGUUUCCCCACGUAUCCCAACGCCCUCAAUGCCGCCCAGGUCAACGGCGGCUUCAGCGCGCCGGCCACGGCCAUUGCGCUGAUGGGCAAGAACGGCGCGGCGCUCAUGCUCCUGCUGCUCUUCAUGGCCAUCACCUCGGCCACGUCCGCCGAGCUCAUCGCCGUGUCCUCGCUCUGGACGUUUGAUGUCUAUAAGCUGUACGUGAACAAGGGCGCCACCUCGUCCCAGCUGGUCGUCCAGGCCCACACCAGCAUCAUCGCCUAUUCGCUCGUCCUCGCUACCUUUUGCUGCGGCCUCAACGCCAGCGGCAUCAACAUCACCUGGAUUCUGACCCAGGGCGGCUGCAUGAUUGGCGGCGGCGGCAUUCCUCUCGGCCUGAUUUUGUUAUGGCCCUCGCGUAUGUCGACGCCUGCCGCCAUUGGCGCGCCGCUCAUCGCCAUGCCGCUCGGCAUCAUGACGUGGCUGGUCACCACCUACCUGCGGGACGGCUCGAUCAGCGUGAUCACUACCGGCGACCUCACCAACAGCGUCGCCGGGAGUGCCACGACGUGCGGCACCGGUGCGGUUGUUGCCGUCGCGUUCUCGUACCUUUUCCCGUACAAGUACACCUCUAGCGACCCGGCGCACGUGGCCCGUUUGGAGAAGAUUUGUGGUGUUGCCUCGCUUCAGGGUCAGGUCGUCACAGACGACGCCGAGGCGCGUGCGGAGAUGGCCCUGGGCGACAAGGGCGAGAAGGGCGACACGGGUGGCGCAGGCAGCAAGGAGGAGACGUACGCUGUGGUGACCCCGAUGGACGCAGUUGCAGCCACGGGCGUGAUUGUCCAACAGACACCGCAGGCGGCGGCGGGUUCGGUCCCGGAGGCCACAGGCAACGAAAUUGUCGACUUUCUUACAGCCAACCACAUCGAGCCCCUCGACCUUGAUCUGUACCACAAGGUGCGCCGUCUGGCCAUCUGGUGCUGUGCCGUUUUCUUCGUCUUUGCCAUGGUGUUGUUUCCGUUUGCCUUUUACGGCACUGGCUUCAUCUUUACCAAAGCUGCGCUGACGGGAUGGGUCGCCAUCAGUAUGACUUGGGUCUUCUUUAGUGCUAUCGCAUGCAUCAUCUGGCCGGUAGCAGAAAGCUGGAAGGACUUGUUCGGCAUGUUCGGCAUGUUCAUCGACGACAUGAAAUCGCGGCGGACAUGA